GAAUUUCCUGGGGGUAAUCGAAACGCCAGCCACGAGCCACGUGAAGCCAAUUUUCUGCUUUGCUUCGCCGCCCCAGCAAACCCGAGCCCGCCAAGCGUCCGUGACGUAAAGAGAACCUAACCUCACAACCACUUUCCAUCGCAAAACUAUACGCGUGCGACGUGCUGCUUACUGCCCUAUUGGCUCGGUUGGGCUGUGAAGUGAUCCUUCUAGCUCAGAGCCAUGCCGGCCCAGCGUCCGAGUCGUUGGCGCUUGUGCAUGGACCUGGGGAAGACACAAGACGUCUGACUAACAAUGAACCAUGGUGCUCUUUGUCCAAAUAAAUCUCUGCGGUAGGUGCUGCCUGACUAUAAGAGCCCCGGAAUGCCUUCAUUCUAGAAAUAACUGCCUAACCUGUCACCUAAUACAUAAACCCACGGAUUCCUCACCUGCUCUCACACCACCAGACAACGAGUCACCCUACCGUCACCACCGUCAAUCAUUCAAUGCACAUCAACGACUUCCCCUACGAAGUACUUACCCAGAUCCUCGAGGAGGUUACCAAGGCCAAUAUACGUGAUGGCCCCACGUAUACAUUUGGUCUCCAGCAGGCGCCACUGCCUCUCGAGAGGGCCAAGCUCCAGCGCUAUGUGAGAGGCCCGGUCCCGCCAGAGCUCCUCAAGUGGGACGCAACUGCCACUCUGCGAUCGGUUUGCUGGAAGUGGCACGAGUGGGCUUUGGAGCACUCCAUCAAGGACGUCUACAUCCGUCGCUGGAAGGGCGGAGAGCGAUGGGCCGAACUCUCCAACAGGCGAGAGAGCUACCCGCUGUACGAGCUCAUUGACCGUCCAACUGGCACAGCUGUCUACCGCGACCCCUUUGCCUCCCUCAAGCGGACUGUGAGCAUCUGCAACGACUACCCACAGGUGGCCGCCAAGAUCAAGCGCAUGUGGGUGCACGGCUUCUACACCGCCGAGACCGACCGUCUGGUAUUCCAGUCGCUCAAGAACUGCACCAACAUCACCUCGCUCUCUCUUCCAUGGACCGCCAUCCGUCACGUGGAUGCCAAGGCCUGGCGCACUGUGCUCACCGGCACCGGCAAACCACUCCAGUCGCUGGAACUCCAAUGCGUCGACCCUACUUCGCAGCAAGCAACAGACAAAGAUAACCUUGUUGAUCUGGAGCCACUGCAGUCGGUAAACUUCAGCCAGCUGCGGCGACUGAAGAUCUUUGGCGACACUAGCUUCAUGCCCAUCACCGAUGAUGAUCUUUUCGCCAUCGCUCGCACGGCCACUCAGCUGGAGGAGUUCCACUUGACCUGCAACUCUUCCAUCACCAUUGAUGGUGUCAUGGCCAUUGUCAAGGCAUCUCGCAAGACACUCCGGGUCCUUGAGCACAGCCCGCGGUCACAGGAUGGCUUCUGGCACCCGCAUCCGGGAUCGCCGAGCGACUGCGAGCAUCUCUGCGACACUUUCCGGAACUGCCCAAAGCUUGAGACUCUGUCCAUCUCGCUACCUUCCGUGUGCUCCCAUCUCUUCUCCAACGACAAUGCCAAGUUUGCUGGCGACCUGCAGGUGCGUGCUUUGCACUUGUGUGAGCAUGAGGACGGCCGCUCCACCCACGAGGCUACCGAUGCCCUGCAGAAGCUUCUUGAGCAAGCCCGUCGCUUCAUCCGCCUCCGUGCGCAAAGCGCCAUUCCUCGCGAACUGUACGUCGAGCUCUUCUUUGCAGAGUGCAUCUUCGAGCCCGGCUUCCAGUCCGUCCAUGGUGACUUUUCGCUGGCGCAGGUCUCGUCCGAUGGGCACUGGCCACAGAACGUUGAGUUCAGCGGCAAGGGACCCUACGGCAGCACCGGGCUUUACGGAAAAGAAGAGGAGGCGCAGUUCCAGCGCAUUGACGAGGCCGAAUUCCUAGCUGGCGUCCGCAGGAGGCUCCUCUCCAUCCAAACCUGAUUGUGGGUAAAACCACGAAUAACGGCCGACUUCACUUCAACUGUACCUUUUUAUUGCGAACCUAUACUUACGAAAUCACGACCACAUGCAUGAGCGACAGGCCUGGAGCCAAAGAGAUACCAGGCUGGAGCAGCCACAUUGUAUUCAUGCAUUUGGGAAAUUCAUAACGAGAACACGGCGAUGUUCCGAAAAAGCGAAUACUGCGUAUUGAUUCAAUGGGAUGGCGGGGUGUCUAUUGCUUUUUUCCAUCUUGCAGUUUGUUAGCAUUUUAGCGUUCAACCUUCAAUCAG
This is a messenger RNA of Alternaria rosae, 2221 nucleotides long. RefSeq lists its product as uncharacterized. The coding region runs from base 486 to 1931 and encodes 481 amino acids. The record is from RefSeq and is a predicted model, not a curated record. Lineage: Eukaryota; Fungi; Ascomycota; Dothideomycetes; Pleosporales; Pleosporaceae. The transcript is spliced from 2 exons.